Messenger RNA from Dryobates pubescens (Downy woodpecker), 1710 nucleotides. Its product is annotated as butyrophilin subfamily 2 member A2. Gene Ontology annotation, molecular function: protein binding. Bases 1 to 1710 code for a protein of 569 amino acids. Lineage: Eukaryota; Metazoa; Chordata; Aves; Piciformes; Picidae. The record is from RefSeq and is a predicted model, not a curated record. The transcript has 12 exons.
AUGGGUUCCUGCUUCUGGUGGCUGGCAGCAAUUCCCUUCCUGACUCUCCAGCACAGGUCCUGCCUGGCUGCAGGUGAGCUGAGCAGCUCUCCUCACAGGAGCUCCAUCGUUGGGCUCAUUGGGGACAGGGUCCUCCUGCCCUGCCACCUGCCAGCAGGUCUCAGCCCCGAGGAGGUCUCUGUCCAGUGGCUGUUCCAGAGGGGGCCUCAGCAGGUCACUGUCAGCAGCUACGACAGAAGGGCCCCAGAGGAGGAACCAGAUGAGAGCUACCAAGGCAGAGCUGAGUUCUUCCACAGCCAGCUGAGGGCUGGCAACCUCUCCCUGCUCCUGAAGGACAUCAGGAGCUCUGACCAGGGACUCUACAGCUGCCUGAUCUCCUCCCAGGGAACGCAGCAGGGAGCCUCGGUGCUGCUGCAGCCGGCAGCCCGAGGUGCUGUGCCUUCCAUUCACCUGAAGAGCCACAUGAAGGAGGGCCUUGGCCUCAGCUGCCAGGCCGAGGGAUGGUUUCCCAGACCUCAGCUGCUGUGGCUGGAUGGCCAAGGACAGGUCCUGAAGGAGCUCUCCACCACGAAGGUGACAAGGAUGCCUGGAGGCCUCUACAGUGUUUUGGCUUCCAUCAACCUGCAGCGGAGCUCUGCCCUGGAGGUCUCCUGCAGGGUGGUCAACAGCCUGCUGAAUGCAACCAGCGAGUCCAGAGUGCUGAUCUCAGAGGUUUUCUUCCCCACCAUUUCCAAGUGGCUGAUGACCUUCCUGCUGGUUUUGUGCCUUUGCAUGGUCCUCAUCUUCACCAUCUCCUGCAAGCUGAGACGCAGCCACAAGAAGAUCAUCAACUUAGACAAAGGGAAGAUGGAAAUGGAAGAAGGGAGGAAGGAGCUGAGCGCGGAGCUGGCCAAGUCCCAGCUCAGGAGACGCCUUGGUCAGCUGAAAGUGGAGCUGGGUUUCUGGGAAGCUCAGAGCCAUGCAGUGGCCAUCACUGUGACUGCUGACUGCCGAGCGCUGGAGCUGCAGGUCCCAGGGCCUCCAGGUGUGGGGAGCAGCACCUCCAACCCUGCUGAAGCCCAAGCUCUCUGCACAGUCCCUGUCCUGCUGGGGAGGGAAGGCUUUGCAGAAGGGAUUCACUACUGGGAGGUGGAGGUGGACCAGCAGCAGGACUGGGUGCUGGGGGUGGUGAGGGACAACGGGAGGCAGGAGGAGGAAGGAAGGAGCCUGCUUGGGGAGGACUAUUGGGCUCUGCACAGGUCUCAGGGAGAGGUUUUCUCCAGUGAGGGAAUCUGCAGGGCUGAGAAGCAGCAGCUGAGCAGCUCAGUGGUCGGAGUCCUGCUGGACCUGGAGGAAGGGAGGUUGAAGUUUUACGAAGCAGAGCAGAAGGUCACCAUGGUGAGGAUGCCUCUGUGGUUUGGGACUGAUCCUGCAGAGAGGUUUUAUCCAUUCCUGUCCAAAGGGGAAGGGACAGCCACACCCCUCAUCCACCCAGUCCCAAUCCCUGUCCCCUUUGGAGAGGCUGGAGAAGGAGGUUUGGGGAUGGGAGAGGUUGUGGCAUCUGAGUUCCCUGCCAGGAGACUCCCCGAGGAUGACAGCUUCCCUCACCAGGCUAUUGAUGAAGCUGUCAGACAAGAACCGGCCCCGCGGGAGCACCGCGGGUGUGUGACCAGCAGCUGGAGCUCUCUGCACCCCCGGCACACUUUGGGCCCGGCCAGCAGGCAGUGUUGA